Ostreococcus lucimarinus CCE9901 is the source of this 375-nucleotide messenger RNA. RefSeq lists its product with no specific name. Bases 1 to 375 code for a protein of 124 amino acids. The transcript has 3 exons. The record is from RefSeq and is a predicted model, not a curated record. Lineage: Eukaryota; Viridiplantae; Chlorophyta; Mamiellophyceae; Mamiellales; Bathycoccaceae.
AUGGCGAUCGAUAAAUUGAUGAUGAUCUCGGGCGCGGGCACGCUGUCCUACGGCGUGCAGAUGAAAUUCAUGCCCAAAGUGGCGAGUAAGAUGUACUGGAAAGAGGGCGAACGAAACAACAUCGACACCGUGCAGAGCGGAUGGUUGGGCACCGUGCUCUUGGGCUCGGGCGCGCUGCAAGUCAUGUCCGCGCUGGACGGCGAGUGCACGAAGAACCAAAUGGGCGGCGCCGCGCUCGCGUGGGCGGUGACGCUUCCGGAAUACGUCGCGCAGCGCGACGACUUCAAGGGACCGAUGCUCUACGCGAACACGGCGAUGGCCACCGCGCUGACCGCGGUGCUCGUCAAGUCGUACUUGGAUAAGCGGGACAAGUGA